CGCAAGGCGCAAAGUUGUGACCGAAGUAGUCCAACUCAAAGGGCGAAGAGCGAGCGACAGUGAGGCACAGAUUGCCAUUGAGUGUUCAUUGCGUGGCGACGAAAAUGUACAGAUCUUAAUCAAUUGAGAGGGAGCUUGUGAGAUUGACGCGCACAGUUUACAUUUCCCCAAAGUUUGUAAAUAACAAAAAGUCCCCCUGCAGCAAUAUGGCUGCUGCAUUUGUUUAUCGCCUGCUUUUGUCUGCGGCAUCUAUUGUUAAUGUGCUGCCGAUUGGAGCACAAAGGCAUACAGCUUCAGAUAAUCCCUCGACAUACAAUAUAGGCGGUGUAUUGAGCAAUUCCGACAGCGAGGCGCAUUUUCGCACAACAAUAGCGCAUUUAAAUUUCGACCAGCAGUAUGUGCCACGCAAGGUUACCUAUUACGAUAAGACGAUACGGAUGGAUAAGAACCCAAUUAAGACCGUAUUUAAUGUCUGCGACAAGCUCAUUGAAAAACGUGUCUACGCGGUUGUUGUGUCGCAUGAGCAAACCUCAGGCGAUUUGUCGCCAGCAGCUGUGAGCUAUACAAGCGGUUUCUAUUCCAUACCCGUCAUUGGCAUAUCCUCCCGAGAUGCGGCCUUCUCCGACAAGAAUAUACACGUCUCAUUCCUCCGCACUGUUCCCCCGUACUAUCAUCAGGCGGACGUUUGGCUCGAAAUGCUCAGUCACUUUCUGUACACGAAGGUAAUCAUCAUUCACAGUUCCGACACGGAUGGACGCGCCAUUUUGGGUCGCUUCCAGACCACAUCGCAGACCUACUAUGAUGACGUCGAUGUGCGAGCAACCGUUGAAUUGAUUGUUGAAUUCGAGCCAAAAUUGGAGAGUUUUACGGAGCAUUUAAUAGACAUGAAGACGGCACAGUCCAGGGUCUAUCUUAUGUAUGCGAGCACUGAGGAUGCGCAAGUGAUAUUCCGCGAUGCUGGCGAAUAUAAUAUGACUGGCGAGGGACAUGUGUGGAUUGUGACGGAGCAGGCGCUGCAUGCGGACAAUACGCCGGACGGAGUGCUUGGCCUGAAGCUGGAGCACGCCCACGGCGACAAGGGACACAUUAGGGGUAACGUUUAUGUGUUGGCAUCGGCAAUUAAGGAAAUGAUUUCAAACGAAACUAUAGCUGAGGCGCCCAAGGAUUGUGGCGAUUCGGCGGUCAAUUGGGAAUCAGGCAAGCGUCUGUUUCAGUACCUAAAGUCUAGAAACAUAACGGGAGAGACGGGUCAAGUGGCCUUUGAUGACAAUGGCGAUCGCAUCUAUGCGGGCUACGAUGUUAUCAACAUCAGAGAGCGUCAGCAGCAGCACGUUGUUGGCAAGUUCAGCUACGAUAGUUUGAAGGGCAAAAUGCGCAUGCGGAUCAACGACAGCGAGAUCAUCUGGGGUGGCAAGCAGAAGCGCAAGCCGGAGGGCAUCAUGAUACCCACUCACCUCAAGGUGCUCACCAUAGAGGAGAAGCCCUUUGUCUACGUGCGACGCAUGGGCGAUGACGAGUUCCGCUGUGAGCCUGACGAGCGUCCCUGUCCGCUCUUUAAUGCCAGCGAUGCCUCAACUAAUGAGUUCUGCUGUCGCGGCUACUGCAUUGAUCUGCUCAUUGAGCUGUCGAAGCGUAUCAAUUUUACCUAUGAUCUAGCUUUAUCGCCCGAUGGCCAAUUUGGGCAUUACAUACUGAGGAACAGCACUGGAGCUUUGGCCUUGCGCAAGGAGUGGACGGGACUGAUUGGCGAACUGGUCAAUGAACGUGCCGACAUGAUCGUUGCACCACUAACCAUUAAUCCGGAGCGUGCCGAGUACAUUGAAUUCUCGAAACCAUUCAAAUACCAAGGCAUUACAAUACUCGAGAAGAAACCGUCCCGAUCGAGUACUCUUGUGUCUUUCUUGCAGCCAUUUAGUAACACGCUAUGGAUCUUGGUAAUGGUGUCGGUUCAUGUUGUGGCGCUCGUCCUCUAUCUGCUCGACAGAUUCUCACCGUUUGGACGCUUCAAGCUCUCGCACACGGACAGCAACGAGGAGAAGGCCCUCAAUCUCAGCUCUGCUGUGUGGUUCGCCUGGGGUGUGCUGCUGAAUAGUGGCAUUGGUGAGGGAACGCCGCGCAGCUUCUCGGCCCGUGUGCUGGGCAUGGUCUGGGCCGGUUUUGCCAUGAUUAUUGUCGCCUCCUACACUGCCAACCUGGCUGCCUUUCUCGUGCUCGAGCGUCCCAAAACAAAGCUGAGCGGCAUCAACGAUGCUCGCUUGCGCAACACCAUGGAGAAUCUGACGUGUGCCACCGUCAAGGGGUCAUCGGUGGACAUGUACUUUCGUCGCCAGGUGGAACUCUCGAACAUGUAUCGCACCAUGGAGUCCAACAACUAUGUGACCGCCGAGCAGGCGAUUCAGGAUGUGAAGAAGGGCAAGCUGAUGGCUUUCAUUUGGGACUCGUCGCGUCUGGAGUAUGAGGCUUCCAAGGACUGUGAGUUAGUCACUGCUGGCGAGCUCUUUGGACGCAGUGGCUAUGGCAUAGGAUUGCAGAAGGGUUCACCUUGGACAGAUGCUGUAACGCUGGCCAUACUGGAGUUUCAUGAAAGUGGCUUCAUGGAGAAACUGGACAAGCAGUGGAUCUUUCAUGGUCACGUGCAGCAGAACUGCGAGCUGUUUGAGAAGACACCCAAUACGCUGGGACUGAAGAACAUGGCUGGCGUGUUCAUCUUGGUGGGCGUGGGCAUUGCUGGAGGCGUGGGGCUCAUCAUCAUCGAGGUCAUAUACAAGAAGCACCAGGUGAAGAAGCAAAAGCGACUGGACAUAGCACGCCAUGCCGCCGACAAAUGGCGCGGCACCAUUGAGAAACGCAAAACGAUACGCGCCUCGCUGGCCAUGCAGCGUCAGUACAAUGUGGGUCUGAUGGCAUCCCAUGCACCGGGCACCAUCAGCCUGGCGGUGGACAAGCGACGCUAUCCUCGCCUGGGUCAACGUCUGGGACCGGAACGCGCUUGGCCCGGCGAUGCUGCCGAUGUGCUGCGCAUUCGGCGACCCUAUGAACUGGCCAAAUCCGGAUUGGCACCGCCUCAAUUGGGUCUGGGAAAGACGCGACCACAACAGAAUCAAUUGCCACCGCGCUACUCGCCCGGUUAUACCAGCGAUGUGUCGCACUUGGUCGUUUAAGUUAACAUUUUGAGCUGCCCUUUGGGCGAAUAGCAAAACAAAAGAAAACCAAAGAUAGUAUUACGAUUACGAUGAAUAUGAAUUAUCGCCAACGAUUAUACAUCGCAAUGUGUCCCAUGCUCAAUACCUGAGGAUUUACAAAGCCAAUUGAGAAUUUAUACCUAAACAUUGCAUGCCACUAAUUUGCUGGGACUUUAAUCAAGCACUGGGAGUCCACUUUAAAGCAGCGUAUUUUAACUUUCACAUAAUAUAGUAUUUUAAAAUACUAACUCUCUUUAAUUUUAUUAAAUAUUCAUAUCAUUCCCUCGUUAUCAUAUCAUUUAUAGAUUUGAGAUGAUCUAUGAAAUAAUUUAUUUUUCUUUUUUGUAAAGCUUUAUUUGACUAUAGUAAGAAUUAAAUAUCAUUGUUAUCAACCUGCGAAGAAAAAAAUUAUAUUUUGUUCAAAAAAUACUCUUUAUCAAAUUCUCUUAAUCUUUAUUUGUCAAUUCUCUUUCUCACCAAACAUAAUCAAGUGUGCAAUUAAGUCCCAGCAAAAUAUAAAAACACAGAUGCCACAGAUAUUUACAAAAACAUAUAGGAAAUUAAUUAUAAGUAUGAACGAUCGUAUUGUUAUUACUAAGCAGCAUUUAUUUUAUUGUGGUUAAGUUUGUGUAGAUUCCUCAUAAGAUGAUAAGAAUUUGUUAAACUCUGUCUCUCGUCUGCUUACUGCUAUGUAUAUUCCAAAACUAACUAAGUACUACUAUACUUUAUAUACCCCGCUUCAGCGUCUACUUGUACUCUAAUCCCAAGUUGUUGUUAUAGUAUCGAUCAUCGAUUCAUCUUAAGUAGCCCAUCAUCAUACACACAAAAACCCACCCAUUGUUACUACUUCAAAAUCAAAACUCGAAUACGAUUUUCUGGCUAUAUAUUUGGGCCACAAACGAAAAGCUCCGAUUUUCUGCUAAACUACGAACGAAGGAAAUACUCUACAAUUUAUACACUACAAAGAUUAAAGAGAGUUUAUUAUGUCCGAAACAGCUGUCGAUGUUAUUGUUAAUACACCUUCUCAUUAACUGGCUGAAUUUGUAUUAAUCAAAUAUAAACAAACCAAAAUUAAACGAGACACUUAAACAAAUAUAGAAAUUAAUAAAAAUUUACAGCUUAAACGAAACGAGAACUUAAACUAAAAGAAAAAACUUUAAAAGUCAUUAAACAACAACAACAAACAACAAAAACAAGAAAA
Drosophila sulfurigaster albostrigata is the source of this 4383-nucleotide messenger RNA. RefSeq names its product glutamate [NMDA] receptor subunit 1 (gene Nmdar1). Gene Ontology annotation, biological process: monoatomic ion transport; chemical synaptic transmission; ionotropic glutamate receptor signaling pathway. Lineage: Eukaryota; Metazoa; Arthropoda; Insecta; Diptera; Drosophilidae. Gene Ontology annotation, cellular component: NMDA selective glutamate receptor complex; plasma membrane; synapse. The transcript has 15 exons. Gene Ontology annotation, molecular function: NMDA glutamate receptor activity. The coding region runs from base 207 to 3161 and encodes 984 amino acids. The record is from RefSeq and is a predicted model, not a curated record.